ACAUUGAUAAUUCCUAUUAGAAGGAAGAAGAAAAUUGUGGUUAGAACAUGUGUGGUGUGUAGUUAGUUAAUGGCGGAGACGAUGGCUUUACAGUUCUGUGAAAAUGGCAAAUAUUUUGCCGGAAUUUCAACCGAUGGAAAACUGAAAAUAUGGAAUACAUUAACAAAUUCUUUUGAACAAGAAUUCAUUCCAGACUUUCACUUAACGUCGCCAUGUACGUGUUUACAUUUCAUGGAAACAAACUCACUUAAAUAUAAGGGGGCUUCUCCCAAAAAGAAGAAACGAAAAGACUCUGGGACAAAUUUCGGUCCCAAGAUUGUUUUGGGAACAACUGCAGGUUUAUUGUUGGUAUAUUCAAUUUCAAAAGGGAAUUUAGAAUGUACACUUAAUAGUGAAACUAGUCAAUCACUGAUUUGCUUAUCUUCAGCAAAUUAUAAGGAAAUAUACUCUGGUGCUGAACAAUAUGUAUUCGAGUGGAAUCUUGAGAAAAAAACACUUGUGAGUAAAUGGAAAGCAGGUAAUGAAAAGGUUACUGCAGUUUUGGCGAUUCCAGAUAGCAAACAAGUGAUAACAGCUGCAAAAAAUAUCAGUCUAUGGGAUGUAGAUGCUAAAGAAAUACUUAGAACUUUUACGGGACACAGUUCGGAAGUGACUCUCUUACAUUUUGUGACACCUCAAUCCAAAAGAGAUUCUUAUUUCAUAUCCGGAUCAAAGGAUGACAGACUUUUAAAUUGCUGGAGUUUGAGUGAUGGUUCGAACGAAAAAAAUGCUGUUGCAAGUUUUCUCAUGGAAGAUAUUGUUCAGAAUGUAUCGAUACAUGUUGGAGCUGACGGAUCGACAAAUUUGGCUGCUACUGUAAGAAGUGGUGUAGUGCACAUCUUUCAGCAUACUCUGAAUGGAAAAUGUGGUAAACCAUUGAAGCCAAAAACAACAAUCCAAGUAGUUUCAGAUGCUGGGCAUUCAAAAAAUACUGUUACACCAAUUAGAAUUUUUGGUGCCAUAUACAGGGAUGAUGAUAGCUUGUGUAUAGGCCAUGGCACUGAAAUUGUUUUAACGUUUGAAAAUGUGUCAAUUGUUUCCCCAAAAAGACACCUGUGCUUGGUACGGAAAGAUCCUCGAACAUUAGCGAUAUCCAAACCAGAUGAACAAUCCAAAACAAUAACCCCAAUUGUAGGUAAUGACGUACAUUAUCUAACUUCUCAAACAUCCAGCAUAUCUACCAAAAAAAGAAAAAAUGAUGGUCGAUUAGAGGUACCAAUGGAAAAAAGAUUGGAAAAUCUGGAAUUGAAUAAGGCAGAUGGUGAUUCAAAGAUACCAAAAUCUAAUAAUGUCGCACAAUUGUUGGUUCAGGGGCUGCAUAGUAAGGAUAAAAAUAUAUUGAGAACUGUUCUGUGCAAAAGAGAAGAGAAUGUUAUCAGAAAUACCAUCAAAAGACUGAACAUAACUGUAUUAGUACCUUUGAUACAAGAGUUGAGUGUGUUUAUUGAAGGAAAAACUUUGUCGAGCCAAAUAGGUGCCAUAUGGUUUAAACAUAUUCUACAAAUUCAUGCUGGUAUCCUCAUGUCCAAUCCAGAUCUUUCUGAUCUCUUUGGCUCAACUUUAGGAAGUAUAGCAAGUCGACUAGCUCCACUCACACCACUUAACAUGUUAAAGGGAAGGUUAGAAUUGUUACUACCUCAGGUUGGUGGCAGUUCUCAUGAAGAAAACGAGAAUGAAGAACCAUUGCUUGUAUAUAAUGAUAAAGAAUCUAGUGAUUCUGAAGAAGACGAUAUUGCAAUGGAUGUUCAUAGUGAGAGUGAAAACGAAUGGGAGGAAGACAGUAGUGAAGAAGAUCAUAACGAGGAAAAUGAUGUUGGUUCAGAAAUUGAGUCAGACUCUGACUCAUCGUAAUGUUUUUAUUUUUUUUUUUUACUUGUAUAUAUAAUGAAAAGUUUCAUUGUAAUCAUGUUUUUAAAGUUUGAUAUAUUUGUUGCAUUUUUUGGAAAUCUGAUCAUAUGCAUGUAUGAUAUAUUUACAAGUGUUGUCUUAAUUGAUAUGCCAGAUAUUGUAUAUGUUAAAUAUAUAUUUUAUUUUGGUAAUACAGUUGAUUUAACCAGUAUUUAAAGAAAUUUCUACAGCAAACAUUUUUCUAGGGAUUAGGGGAUGAAAAAAAACAUUUAGAUUUUCAACAACAUUUAUUAUUUAAAUCCCAGCAAUGCUGGUUUUAACAUUUUUCUACUCGUUAUUAAAUUUUUACGUAAGGUUAA
Leptinotarsa decemlineata (Colorado potato beetle) is the source of this 2246-nucleotide messenger RNA. Its product is annotated as WD repeat-containing protein 43. Gene Ontology annotation, molecular function: protein binding. Gene Ontology annotation, biological process: maturation of SSU-rRNA from tricistronic rRNA transcript (SSU-rRNA, 5.8S rRNA, LSU-rRNA). Gene Ontology annotation, cellular component: nucleolus. NCBI's taxonomy places the organism in Eukaryota, Metazoa, Arthropoda, Insecta, Coleoptera, Chrysomelidae. The record is from RefSeq and is a predicted model, not a curated record.